AUGUCGUUGCUGUUCGACCCAUCAUUUAUCAUUCUGCGGGAAGAUCAGAGCUACAAAGUGUUCAAUAUGUUGCUCGUCAUGUCGCAGAUAUUUGGGGGUCUCGCCGUUUUUCUCGUCGCCAUUUGGAUGAGCGCCUACGAGAAUGGCUAUGCUUGGACGGAAGAUCCCGACAAGGAAUUCAAUUAUCAUCCGACAUUCAUGGUAAUGGGAAUGGUGUUCAUUUAUGGAGAAUCCAUUCUUGUCUACCGCGUGUUUCGUAACGAACGUAAAAAAUUUAGCAAAACUCUCCACGUAAUUCUUCAUUCGAUCGUUUUGGUGUUCAUGGUGACUGCAUUGAAGGCAGUUUUUGACUACCACAACCUCCACAAGAACCCUGAUGGAACCCCGGCCCCAAUUGUCAAUCUCGUAUCUCUUCAUUCAUGGAUCGGACUCUCUGUUGCUAUCGCCUUCGUUAUGCAGUACGUCAUUGGAUUCAUCACUUAUUUCUUCCCGGGAAUGCCAAUUCCACUUCGUCAACUCAUCAUGCCAUUCCAUCAACUCGUCGGUGUCAUCAUCUUUGUCUUCGUCGGCAUCGCCGUCGGAAUGGGAAUCUCCGAAAGGGCUGCAUGGAAACACACCUGUUGGACCAAAAAAGGCGAAAUGUGCGGACAACAAGCGACUUCAUCAUUUGUCGGAGUCUUCACAUUCCUAUACACCAUCUGCGUUCUUAUCCUCGUUUUGAAUCCGCGCUGGAAACGCCAACCACUUCCGGAAGAAGAAGGCCUUCAUCAUUUGACUACCAGCCAUAGCAUGCAAGACUAA
This is a messenger RNA of Caenorhabditis bovis, 801 nucleotides long. Lineage: Eukaryota; Metazoa; Nematoda; Chromadorea; Rhabditida; Rhabditidae. The record is from the annotation of a GenBank genome assembly.